Amphiprion ocellaris (clown anemonefish) is the source of this 3450-nucleotide messenger RNA. RefSeq names its product transmembrane p24 trafficking protein 9 (gene tmed9). The record is from RefSeq and is a predicted model, not a curated record. The transcript is spliced from 5 exons. Gene Ontology annotation, cellular component: COPII-coated ER to Golgi transport vesicle; endoplasmic reticulum-Golgi intermediate compartment; Golgi apparatus. Lineage: Eukaryota; Metazoa; Chordata; Actinopteri; Pomacentridae. Gene Ontology annotation, biological process: intracellular protein transport; Golgi organization; endoplasmic reticulum to Golgi vesicle-mediated transport. The coding region runs from base 28 to 705 and encodes 225 amino acids.
CGGUGUGAGCUGAGUCCCGGCAGGAAGAUGGUGUCGGUCCGGAUCAGGAUGCGGUCGUGCGUGUUUUCAGUUUUGCUGCUGAACUUUCUGUGCAGCUCCGUGUCUUCUCUGUAUUUUCACAUCGGGGAGACCGAGAAGAAAUGUUUCAUCGAAGAGAUUCCGGACGAGACGAUGAUCAUCGGAAACUAUCGCACUCAGCUGUACGACAAGCAGAGAGAAGAAUAUCUGCAGGCCACCCAGGGUCUGGGGAUGUAUGUGGAGGUCAAAGAUCCUGAUGAAAAGGUGAUUCUGUCUCGGCAGUACGGCUCUGAAGGUCGCUUCACCUUCACGUCUCACACUCCUGGAGAGCAUCAGAUCUGUCUGCACUCCAACUCCUCCAAGUUCUCGCUGUUCGCCGGCGGCAUGUUGAGGGUUCACCUGGACAUCCAGGUAGGAGAACACGCCAACAACUACGCUGAGAUCGCCGCCAAAGACAAACUGACAGAGCUGCAGCUGAGAGUCCGACAGCUGGUGGAGCAGGUGGACCAGAUCCAGAAGGAGCAGAACUACCAGAGGUACCGGGAGGAGCGUUUCCGUCAGACCAGUGAGUCCACCAACCAGAGGGUCCUGUGGUGGUCCAUCGUCCAGACCCUCAUCCUGGUGGCCAUCGGCAUCUGGCAGAUGAGGCACCUCAAGAGCUUCUUCGAGGCCAAGAAACUGGUGUAGACGCUCCCAGUGUGAGAGUGUGUGUCUGUGCUUGUGUGUCUGUAUGAGUGGGUGUGUGUUUGGUCUCUACUGAUGGAUGCAGUACUGAGUGGCUUUCAGGGGAGAAACUGCCGAGGAGAAUCCAGCCACAAAGACACACAAAAUAACCAUAAAAACACACAACAUAACCACAAAGACACACAAAAUGACAACAUUGAGACACAUAAUGACCACAAAGACACACAAAAUAAUGACAAGGACAUGCAAAGUGACCGAAAAGAUACACAAAAUGACUACGAAGAUGCACAAAGUGACCACAAAGACACAUAAAGUGACACAAAACGACCACAUAGAUACACAAAGUGACAACAGAGACACAAAAUGACCACAAAGACUCAAAAAAUGACAACAAUGAGACACAAAAUGACCACAAACGCACACAAAACGCCUCUGUGCUUCACUGUCAGGACUAUGCAUUUACUGUGGUAGUCCUGGUGUGUCUUUGGUCAUUUUGUGUGUCUUUUGGGUCACUUUGUGUGUCUUUGUGGUUCAUUUUUGUGUCCUUGUGGUCACUUUGUGUGUCCUUGUCAUUAUUUUGUGUGUCUUUGUGGUCAUUUUGUAUCUGUCCGUGAUCACUUUGUGUGUCUUUGCAGUCACUUUGCGUGUCUUUGUAGUCACUUUGCGUGUCUUUGUGGUCACUUUGCGUGUCUUUGUGGUCACUGCGUGUCUUUGUGGUCACUUUGCGUGUCUUUGUAGUCACUUUGCGUGUCUUUGUGGUCACUUUGCGUGUCUUUGUGGUCACUGCGUGUCUUUGUGGUCACUUUGUGUGUCUUUGUAGUCACUUUGUGUGUCUUUGUGGCCUCUGAUGGAUGCAGUACUGAGCGGUUGUCGGACUAGGAUGCAGCUGCAGCAUUUGGUUUGAAAACAACACGCUUGUUGUUGUUGUUGUUGUUGUUUUGUCAGCAGCCCCUCCCGUCUCCAGCGUCAGGGAUCAUGUGUAUUUAUUACCGGCUGUGUUUUUGUCGUUACCGGCCGCUAGAGAUGCUGUCGGAGGAAACUAAAGUAGGGUUUACGGGCUGUCCAAGAAUUCUGCCGCUCGUUUUUUCUGCUGCAGAUGAACUGAAUAAAAGUGAAGUGUAGUCGCUGAUUAUCGAGGUUUCACACUUUUAUUUAAACACCAAAACUUAGAGUUCGAGGCAAAAAAGAGCUGAAACUAUCUAAGGAAUCUGCAGAUAUUCCAGUUAUCUGUUAAAAAUUUUGGGUUUUUUUUAAGCAAACUGUGAAAAGCCGACAUUUCUUCAGAUUUAUUUGUCUAAAAAGAGGAAAUUUGCUGAUUUUCUUUGUACUGUAAAUUAAAUAUUUCAGAUUUCAGACUUUUUUGUUUAACAAAACACAAAAUUUAAAGAAGAUUCUGGCAGAUUUUUGAUGUUUAUUUUUUUAGAUGAAGCAAUCAGCACAUCCAAAUCUGCAAUUACUACAAAUUAUAUCAUAGUUUUAGUUGUUUUUCAAGCAAAAAUAGUGAAGAACACAGAUUUUCUUUAUUAUACAGUCAGAAUAAAUAGAAUAUUUCAGGUUUUCACAGUUUUGUUUGACUAAAACGCAAAAUUUAAAUAAGAAAAACAGUGUAAAAGGCCUAAUUCAAGCAGAAUUCUGUCUAAAAGAGACAUUUUUCUUUAUUAUACAGUCAGAAUAAAUGGAAUAUUCAGGUUUUCAGACUUUUUUUAACACAAAAUUCAAAGAAGAUUUCAGCAGAUUUUUGACGGUUUUUGUUAGCCGAAACAAUCAGUCCAAAUAAUCUGCAAUUAUUACAAAUUCUAGUGUAGCUUUAGUUGUUUUUCAAGCACAAUAGUGAAGAACACAGAUUUCUGUGUAAAAAGAGACAUUUUCUUCUUUAUUAUACAGUCAGUAAAUGGAAUAUUUCAGGUUUUCAGAGUUUUGUUUAAGCACAAAAUUUAAAGAAGAUUUCAGCGGAUUUUUAAUGUUUUUUUAGACAAAACAACCAACAAAUCCAAAUAAUCUGCAAUUAUUUAAAAUAAAUAUACAAUUUCUGCCAUUUCUGAAUUAAACUAGUGAGAAAAACACCAAAAAGAGAAAAUGUUCUUUUUUCUUUAUCAUUGUAAAUCAUUUCUAAAUGUUUUCUAAUCAUUUUUAUUGACUCAAACUGCGACUCUUCAUCUCAGAAACAUCAUUGUUUUUUCUCAGAUGCAGUUCGACUCAAACCUUUUCUUCGCUCCAGUAAAAUCUGAAAAGACGAUUUUCUAUUUGUCGCUGCGUUCGAGUGAAUCUGAAUGUACUUCUUGUCGAUCUGAAGAGGAAAAACAUACAUUUAAUGAACCUGAAAAGCCAUUUUCAACUCCUCUGAUAGAUUCUUCACAACAAAAAGCUGCAGAAAUGUGAGAAACAAACACCUGAAAGCAGAUUUAAAGACGCUGUGCAGAUCAUCUGAGUUUUCCCUCCUCGGUUAUGGAGAUUUAGUUUCUGUUUUUAAAAUAAUCUGUUUUGUUGCUGGUAGCUUUCAGUUUUCUGAAAACGUAGAAUUGAAGUCAGUCUAAAGUUGCACUGGGAUCGAGUUUCUUCUGGUUUGUGUGGGUGACGGACCGAGUUUCCUUUAUUCUUGUAAUAUUUCUCAGCUUAUAAAGUCACUUUGAUGAGUUUUUAUACGCUGUAACUAUGUUGUAUUUUCAGAGGGAAAGAAAAGUAUUUGAAACAUAAAUUUGAGAGAAAUGUGACGACAAAAUAUAAUAAAACCCAAACAAACACAACAAA